AAAUUAUAUAAUUAAUGACUCACGCACAUUUACAUGCAGCAGUGAGUUUAACUUGUUAUUAGAAGCUUAGCAUAACCUUGACAUUGAUGUGCUGAGACAGCGAGGAAACGCGGCAUCGCCGCUUGGUGCUCAAACGGUGCGCACCUGUUUUAUACGAACCGACCGAAUCUUGCUCUCAGUCAACCAGUAAUCAAAAUUCAAGGAGAAAAAUGAUCUCACUUAUAGGCAUCGUGGCGUUUUUGUUCAUAUUUUUAGAUGCCAAUUAUUUCAUAAGGAUCGCGUUUACCAUUCUUUUCGGGCGUGUCUUCCAGACGAAGAAAAAGCCGACUGACCAAACUGCUAUUUACGGAUUUUGUACGACUCAGGAUGUGGAUAUUUUUGUUCGGCACAUGAACAACGCUCGUUAUGUGAGGGAAAUGGAUUUUGCAAGGUUCCACUUUUACGACCGCACAGGGCUUUACGAAAGCAUUGUGGAAAACAAGGGCAAUGCUCUGCAGGGUGCUUGCAACAUUCGCUACCGCAGGACCAUACCGAUUUUUACCCCGUACAAAGUUGUUACUAAGUUAGCUGGAUGGGACGAGAAGUCCAUCUAUCUAGAGCAGCACUUUGUCACCUUAUCUGACGGCUUCAUAAGAGCAGUGGCGUUGAGCAAGCAAAACAUUGUUGGAGUUAAUGUAAACCAAAUGUUGAAAGACUACCCAAAGCCUCAGCAAACUCUCGACCUGACUCAGUGGUUGCAGAGCAUUGAGACUUCUAGCGAAAGACUGCGCAAAGAUAAAUAACCUCUUAUGUUGCUCAAUUUUCAUUUAUAUAGGUUGUUGAAAAAAUAAACACAUUUUGGGCUAAAA
Messenger RNA from Cloeon dipterum, 848 nucleotides. Its product is annotated as protein THEM6. The record is from RefSeq and is a predicted model, not a curated record. The transcript is spliced from 3 exons. Lineage: Eukaryota; Metazoa; Arthropoda; Insecta; Ephemeroptera; Baetidae. The coding region runs from base 210 to 782 and encodes 190 amino acids.